AUGGCUUCCCAAGGCGUCACCCUCCUCGUUCUGUGUUUAUUCUCUUCGGUGGCGCAGAAGGGGUACGCCGCGAGGCCAGGUGGCGUCACCCAGCUGGUGAAGAAUGCGUGCGGCAAGGCCCCGUUCGUAGAACUCUGCAUCCGCACCCUGACCUCGGACGCCGGCGCGGGUAAGGCUGACCUCAGGGGCCUCGCCGGAACUGCGGUGAAGGCCGCCGCCAAGAGCGGUGCCAACACGUCGGAAUACAUCGCUGGGCUCCUAAACGGGCAGGUGGAGGAUCCCUCCCUGCAGCAAUGCCUCAGCGACUGCUCCGACAGCUACGUAGACGCGGUGGAGCAGCUGGAGGACUCGGUGGCGGCGCUGGACUCCGGCGGCUUCGCCGACGCCAAGACAUGGGUAGCCGUCGCCGUGGUCGACACGGAGACCUGCCGGGAGGGGUGUAAGGGAGUGCAUGGCAGCCAGGGGGUGGCGCUCCUGAAGAAAAACGAGCACGACGGUCAGCUCUGCGCCAACGCCUUGGCGAUCACAAAUCUUAUGUCUACCGCUUGA
Molecule: messenger RNA, 549 nt
Organism: Spirodela intermedia
Lineage: Eukaryota; Viridiplantae; Streptophyta; Magnoliopsida; Alismatales; Araceae
Source: the annotation of a GenBank genome assembly